Penicillium antarcticum is the source of this 459-nucleotide messenger RNA. RefSeq lists its product as uncharacterized. Gene Ontology annotation, cellular component: cytoplasm. The record is from RefSeq and is a predicted model, not a curated record. The transcript is spliced from 2 exons. Gene Ontology annotation, molecular function: aldehyde-lyase activity. Bases 1 to 459 code for a protein of 152 amino acids. Lineage: Eukaryota; Fungi; Ascomycota; Eurotiomycetes; Eurotiales; Aspergillaceae.
AUGAGCUAUCCUACCGUCCUCAUAACCACAAUCGAGAGCUUGCGGUUGAGACUGUUCAACAAAAUCAAGGCGGGCGAGUUCUCUUUGGUGGCCUUCAUUGCCAUCCCAUCCAUCCGUCAAGCCCAGAUUGUCGCUCGUACCGGUAACGAGGGUAUCAUCAUCGACUGCGAGCACGGCCACAUCGGCGAUGAUGCCGUGCAUAACUCCGUCGCAGCAAUUUCAGCCCUCAGCGUGUCCCCCGUAGUCCGCAUCGAGCCCAUGAUAUUCUCUAGCAUGCCCUUGAUACAGGUUGUCCGUGGUCAAGGCUCAGCACUCCCUGCAAUCGGCCACGGCCUCACAUCCCCCGGAUACAUGAAGUCCGCCAACGAGACUAUCAUUACCUUGAUUGAAAUUGAGACCCACAGGCGGAGAAAUGGCUUGCAUAGAGUGAACCUCAGAACAAAACGACGUGAAUUUUAG